UAAAGAUUUUCUUAAACUAAAUAAACAAAAGUUGAAAAAUAUGAGAAUUAUUAUUGAAGCGCCUAAAACGAUCAAUCGCAAAGAAAAAAUCGUAGAAAAAAAUCAUUUUAUACCAAACUACCCCUCAUACGGGCUGUGAUAUAAUAAAGUGCAAAUAAAAAACCCCAAAAUUGUGAAAAUUUGAUCUCAAAAUUUUUUUAUAAUUCAAUAAAAGACCAAAAACCAAAAUUACCUACAACAUGAAUCGACGCUGUUUGCAUUGGAGCUAUUUGAAUUACAAGGAGAUACCCAUGGACUUGUAUUUGUAUGAGGAUUUGGAAGAGGUCUAUCUCAAAGAAAAUUAUAUAGCGGCCAUACCCAAAUGGUUUUUAAAUUUAACCACCUUGAAAUUUGUGCAUUUGGCCGGCAACAAUAUCACCACAUUACCGGAGGAAUUGUAUUUGCUGGAGAAUUUGGAAUUCUUGGAUGUCUCCAAUAAUCAGCUGCAGGAAUUGCCACCAUCCAUUGGUUAUAUGAUCAAUUUGUUGCAUUUGAAUGUGAGCUCAAACCAGUUGACGGAUUUGCCCAAAACCAUUACCUAUAUGAAACGCUUGGAAUCUCUCAAUCUAUCGAAAAAUAAUCUAAAACGUGUACCUCUGCAUAUUUGUGAAUGCACUCGCCUCAAUGAGCUGAAUAUCACGGAUAACACUGAAAUAUGGCACAUUCCGGAAAGGGUAUCCUAUAUGCCUUCACUGCAAAUGCUUUCAGCAGAUCGUUGCUCCUUAAUUUACCUGCCAGUGGCCUUGGCCAAAUUCCUUGACUAUCUAAGGAUAUUCAAUAAUGCUGCAAUUAAUCACAUACCCAUCAUAUAUGAGAAAUUCUAUCAGAACUAUUUUGAGACACCGAACAAAGCGCCACAUAUUUCUGUUACACACAAGGACUUCUUCUGGGUGGUCGAAAAGGAGACCUUCAAGAAACUGUUGUUGCCCAUUGGUACUCGUAAAAUAUUUCCCGUGGACAAAAAGGAUAAUGAAGUAACGCUCUACGAUGAUUGUCUGAAAGCACUGGAGUUUUACAAUCGCAAUUCGCCAUUUUAUGAGAUUAAAGCCUUAAAAUCUUUUCUACCAGAGAAAUGUAUGGUCGAUCAUUUGCGUAAUGGACCCUUGGCAAGAUGUACAGUGUUUAAAUGUUCCAAUCCUUUAUUUACUACCUACUAUUUUAUGGUAGUUAAGAGAAGAGGCAGCACUUCCCGCCAAAUAUUCACCUGCUAUUUCUGCACACGAUACUGCGCCAAUGUCUGGCUUAAUGACAACAACAAAAAGUACUAUUGUGUUGAUUGGGAAGUAUGUGAUGAUUGAAGUGAUGAGAUAAGAUGAUAUCAAAAAAAAUUCCUGUCUAUCCUUUUUAGCCCUUAACAAUGAUUUUAUAGUUGAACAACUUUGUUUUACAAAAUGUUUAAGUUUAUUCUUUAAGCACUUAGUUUGUAUAAAUAUAAUAAUUUAACAAAAUUGUUAAUAGGUUUGUAACUAUUAGUUUAGUAGAAUUUAUUAAAUACAGUCUUUUUUAACUCUUUACAAUAUGAAAGUCUUAGUUAGCGGGGUAUUGUACAUCAUUUUACGCUGGUUUGUCCCAUAAGGUCUUCUUGCACAUGUGUAUGUUGAUCUAAUAGGCAAUUUGUUGCUUUGGGAUAGCUGGUCUGGCAGUCGACACCUUUUUGGCCCAUAUGCCACGCAUCCACAUAGGCGGCAUCCAUAUUGUGAUGAGGUCUGUAAGGAGAGAAAAUGAGAAUGCAUUGUUGAAGUUGAGCAAAUUAUAAAAUGGCCUCACAUAAAAAAU
Messenger RNA from Stomoxys calcitrans (stable fly), 1815 nucleotides. RefSeq names its product protein lap1. The record is from RefSeq and is a predicted model, not a curated record. Bases 240 to 1337 code for a protein of 365 amino acids. Lineage: Eukaryota; Metazoa; Arthropoda; Insecta; Diptera; Muscidae. The transcript has 6 exons. Gene Ontology annotation, molecular function: protein binding.